Messenger RNA from Drosophila albomicans, 1626 nucleotides. RefSeq names its product transmembrane protein 164. The record is from RefSeq and is a predicted model, not a curated record. Lineage: Eukaryota; Metazoa; Arthropoda; Insecta; Diptera; Drosophilidae. The transcript is spliced from 5 exons. Bases 219 to 1172 code for a protein of 317 amino acids.
UAGCAUAGGCAUACAUAUAAAUAAAAAUUUAAAAAUAUAAAUAUAAAUAAUUUAGGAAUGUGCGCGUAUUAUCAAAAGUGGAAAAUAUAUGUACAUACAGAUUAUAUCAAGCGUCUUGUAGUGUCGCGUUGAGCUUUAAAAGAACCACGUGGCUGGCAACUUAAAUCGAGCAUUAAAAAGUCUGAAGUCAGAGCUUAGCCUGAGCAAAUAAUCCAAACAUGGACUGGGAUUGGGCUGUCGGCGGCAUUACGGAUGAGAUACCACGUACAACGGGUCCCGAAUGCAUUAACUACAUGACGGAUCGUCGGCGCUGGAUUGAGACGGCGUUACUAUCAGCUCUAUUCAUCUACAUCAUGCACAGCUCAUGGAAGCGGUUGGCACCUAUAAGGCUGCCGCCACCGCAUGAGAUACAGAAACCUCACAGUCCCAUGCGACUCUUUCUGCUCAUCAGCAUGUCCAUUAUCUUUGGCAUUGAAAUGGGCUUUAAGCUAGCCGGACGCUCAAUGAUCUUUGCCCUGAAUCCGUGUCAUGUUCAAACGUGUCUGCAGAUUUAUCUUCUAGCUGCUAAGCCGACAAAGAUAACAACAGCAUUGUUUCGCAUCCAAAUGAGCAACUUGAAUGGUCCAUUUCUCGCAUUUAUAUUUCCAGAGGUCGAGGGACGAACGUAUCCUUUUGAACAGGCAACGUAUUGGAUUCAACAUGCUUUGCUCUACAUUAUACCCAUUUAUAUACUAAGAAGUGGUGCAUAUACCAUUGAGGAUCCAAGAGAUUUCAAAUGGUCCAAUAUCGGCACAGCAUUUAUGCUCUUUUAUCACUUCGUGCUGCUUUCUCCGCUCUCCAUUUUUACGGGCAUUAAUCUGGAUCAUAUGCUUUGCGCGGCCAUGUCAGAUCCUUUUCAAGGUCAAAACUACAGAUUGUUUGCCUGUUGUCACCAGACUUUAUUGUGUCCACUUCUCAGUAAAGGAACGGCUCUCUUAUUUGGCUCGCAAAAGAGCAGAUCCAAUGAGAAUGGCAUACACAAUGUGGUCGGCGUAGGUGUGCCUGUAGGUUGUGAGGACUACACACAGUCGGAGGCGGAACAUGUGCUAUAUCAUCAGCUGCAGCAGCAGGAAUAUGCCACGGCGGAGUCCAUUACGGCAGAGUAUACGAUGCCAACGACAAAGAUUGACUAGUACAGCGCGAUAGAUCAGGUUAAGAGCUGACUGCGUCUAUUAUAUAAGUCAAUUUAUAGACUAUAACAGUUUUCUUUGGUUAAACUUGAACAUUUACAAUACUUAGGUACGGUUUCUCCUAUAGCCUCUGUAGUUAGACCCAUAGAUCCUCCAAAUAUAAGUUCUUAUCUUGGGAUGCUGUUGGACAAAAACAAAAAAAAAGACCAUAAACAAAAAACGGGAGUGUACAUAAUAUACAUAAUUAAGGCUAACGAUAUAUGCUCAUUGAGGUUAUACUUCUAACGAAACAAAAAAGUUCUAAAGGGUUCUUAGCUGUUCAAUUAUUUAAUAUAUUCGAAUCUUGACUAUUUUAAUAUGUUACGUAUGAUUUUUGUGUAAAAUCCAAUCUAAGCAUAUUAUAAUAUGUACAUUUUUAAUCAUAAGAGCUCAAAACCAAAUAUAUAAUCAAAAUCAA